CGAAGAAACUUAGAGAAUAGCAUCAUUUUUUUUUGUUAUUUUACUCUUGAAUCUGUAAUUUUUGUAUUUUAUGCUUGCGUAUAUAAGAAUAUUAACAUGCCUUUCAAGCGAAAUUUUCCUCCUCGGCUGCAUUACAGAUCCCUUCGCAUGAAGGGUUUUAAGACGAACCAGGCGCAAGCACAUGGAUUGGAAAAACGCCUGCAUCAUAUUUUAGAGGAAAAGGCCCCUUUCCUUAAGAGAAUCCAGAAGAUGUCCCUGCAUCAAAGUAGAUCCUUGCUGGCAGAGUGCGUUGAAUUGAUACGAAAACAAAAUCGACAGCUUCAAAAAAAUUACCGAAAAGAUGUUCGUAACGAAAGAAGGUUUAGGAAACUCAAUCGGAAAUUGCUAAGCCAUAGAUCCCACAGUUUAUUUCUAAAAAAAAGUUUCAAUGGCUUAAAAAGCUCAAUUUGUGAACAUUUCGACGGUCAAACACAAAUAAAUACUGACGAAGGAAGUCUGAAUUCUAAACUGAUAUUAAUGAGAAUGUUGGCAAAAGGAAAUCUUAAGGAAGCAGAAGAAUGUCUUAAAAUCACAAGGAAUAUAUUGGGAUACCACUUCGGACAGGUGAGAAGGAAAAAUAGGUCAAAAAGACGUUUGCCGAAAAGUCCCUUCGAAAGAGCCAUAUGGGAGUUCUUCAAUUCCAUGGAAAUCCAUAAAAGUGAUAGCAAAAAGGAUAAGAAUGAUAUUAAAAAAGUUACACGGCCCAAAGGACCUUAUAAAGUUCCAAAAAAGAAAGAUUUAAGUUCUAAAAGUCCUAAAGUUUUAGGAGACGAGCAUAAUUUUAAUAUAAGUUUAAAAGAAUACAAUUUUAAACGGAUGAAUAAGUUUAAGUUAUCCAAUGAGUCAAUUAAGGACUCAGUUAACAAUUCAGUUGAGGAUAAGGAGGCCUUUAAAGUUUAUCACACAAGAAGCGCCGAUGAUUUUCCCGAGUCGAAGGUCAAGAUUAAAGUUUACCCCCGCGAGAAGAGCGAAAGGAAUAAAAUGGGUGAAAGUGGAGAACUUUGGUAUCGUAGAGAAACACCAUAUACCGUCUCAAAGGAACUUGAAAUUAAACCAAAAAACAAUAAAUUUAGAAAUAAGUCAGAUUUCAAGGGAGAAAGUCAAGAAAGUAGCUUAGAAAAACGUAAAAUUAUUGAGCAAAGGGAUCUUAAAGUAAGAAAUAGGAAGAAAAAUGGAGGGAAACCAUUAAAAAAGAGUAUUAUAUCUACCGAUAUAUCAAAAAGAAAAUUCCCAAAAAAGAGAAAGUGGCUGGGGAGCCACAAAAGGUCGCAAAGAAAGUCCACAACCUCCCAAGAAGAGCCUUCAAAACACGAUCAGACGCAACAUGUGGAGGAGAGUAUCACAGAAAAGGACUCUACGAAAAUUACUGCGAAACCAAGUAAAUCACAUUACAGAUCUUUUACCUAUGAAAAAUUAAAAUCCGCUUACCGAUCGAGUAGUCUGGAUUCCAAACGACAUAUUACACCCAUUAAAAGAAAAGAAAAAUCCGAUGAAAGCUUACCCAAGGCCAACGAACACAUUCCGUCUAACUAUUUUGAAGUCACUUCCAAGUUUAAUCCUCCAAUAAGCGAGUCCCAUAUAUUUAACAAAAGCUCUCUACCGUUCUUAACAAGGAAAGUUUCAACCCUUUUUGGAAUACCCUCCUCAAAAUCCAUGGAUGUUGUGGGAAGGUCUUCGGCAAAGCCACAGCUUCCCAUGUCCUCAGUGGCCACUGAGAUUAUCAAGCGUUUGUACGAGCAAAGGAUACUGAGUUUGGAGGAACCAAGGAGAUUCCACAGAAAAAUCGACCAUACCAGACUGCAUUCCAACAGUUUUUUGGGCAAGAUCUCCAGGUAUAGGCCCUGGGAUCAAAUGCAUGCAGUGCUGGGCGAUUUGCUAGGGAAGUACAGGGAGUGGUCGGAAAAUGCCAAAACCCCCGAGGAAGCCCAUAAGUUCAAGAAAAUUCUCAAGUGGCGGUACAUUCAUAAUGUGCAGAAGCUUCUGCACAAUCAUGUGAAGCAGCUAAAGAUGGAGAUGGACGGCGGUCGGUCGGAAACGGGUUCAAGAAGGUCUACUACUUCGUUGAGGUCUAUGCGGGCCAGUUAUCAGUCACCUUAUAACUUCGGAUCCUUUGCUGUCUUAAAGAAGUCCUCCGAGACAGAAACGUCCCCGAUUAGGCCUCUCCAUGAAAACUUUAUCCGCACACAAAUUGAUUAUUUAAGAUCGAGGAUUUUCGACAAGGACGUGGAGCGAAUGGAACGCAUGAUCAUGGGCAGACAUGUGCCUAUGAAAGAAGAAGACCUCGAGAUCUUCAAGAAGUACAGAUUUGAUCCUCAGCACUUCAACAUCCUGAUAUUAUCCAUUGGUAGGGCGAUGUCGGAUGAGAGAUAUGAGGAGAAACUGCCAAUCCUGGAGAGAAAUUUUCAAUUUAUAACCCAUCAGUUGCAGGUGCUGUCCAGGGAGAGAAGGAUACAGAAGAUGCAAGUGAAAAAAUAUUUAAAAAGAGCAGAAGAGGAAGUGGCAUCGAAAACGUCUGGUGACAGCUAUCAAUACGAUCGUACGGACUUUAAUGAAGCCUUCCUCGAGAAGAGACGGGAGGUGUGGGCAUCUUACAUAGCCAAACAGGAAAAGACUCCCACAGAGCUUGUUUUGGAGGCUGUGCGGAAGCAGAAGCGCAAAGCUCAGAUUGCCCAAAGAAAGGAGGAACGCGAGCAACGUAAAAAGCAAGACCCGAAAACUUUGAAAAAGAGGAGGUCGCCCAGCGCCCUUUACCGAGCUCCAAGACGAACGCACCGGGAGCAACAAGUCAUCGAGGACAUGCAGCAUGAGCUGGAGGCCACGAAAUCGAAGUGCUCAGCGACAUCUUUCUGCUGCCGGCAGUGCUGCAGGUGCGGCUUGUUCUGGACUCAGAGGUGUUCCGAAGGUUCCACCGAUGAAUCGGCGGAACACAUCUGUCCAGCAUAAAAGCCCAAAGGUUUAAUUUUAAAUUUAACAAAACAUAAUCCGGGGUGCCGCAGAAAUCUUUAAAACCGUUCUAAUUUAGUUGAAAAGAUUGUUGAAGCACCCCAGAUUAUGCCAGAUUCAAUGUAAGUUUAUCCGGUGUCUUAUAAACAUAUCGAAAUAGAAAAGUAAAAGUUUUACUUUUUCGAGAAAACCGUAAAACAGGAAAU
Molecule: messenger RNA, 3188 nt
Organism: Drosophila biarmipes
Lineage: Eukaryota; Metazoa; Arthropoda; Insecta; Diptera; Drosophilidae
Exons: 1
Coding region: 97-2982 (961 amino acids)
Source: RefSeq, a predicted model, not a curated record